UGAGGGUAAAACGAAAGAAAACACGUGGGUGCAGCAAGGAGAUAAGGAACCGUUUGGGAACCCAUCGGAGCUGGGGGCACCACCUCCUCCUGGCUGGGAAAUACACAGUUCACCCACGAGACAGGUGCUCAGACAUAUACCCAUUAAACACAUAUUUAAGUCACUUGCAUUCUCUCUCUCUCUCUCUGAGCGCGACGGGAGAGUAUAAAGUUUUGUAAGAGUGCAUGUGCCGCCUCUCCCCUCCUUCACCGACUUUUCGGAGAGCGUAAACAGCUCGGCGCGUCUUAUCGCGCACAAGCAGGCGCGUAAAGCGCGCGGCGCUAUCCACGGCAUCUCCACACACACCGGCCAAGAACCAGCCUCCGCCUGAGAGAGCUGCGGCGGACCCGUGAGGAACAGGUUGUUUUCUAGUGAUGCUGUUCACGGAGCGAAGACCAAAAGGAUGACAUGCUUUCACCUGAGCCGACUGUUGGCGCUUUACGUGACAUUCUGCGCCACGCGAGACGUCCAGGGUGCGCGAGGUUUCGAAAAAAAGGUGUCUCUGAUGCUGAAAGAAGAGCCAGAAAACCCCAAAUGCUUUGUGGAAAGCAGGAAGGACUUCACAUGUUUCUGGGAGGAAGAUGAGGAGAGGGCUGGCUCUGUGGACCAGUACUCUUUCACAUACACCUACCAGAAUGAAAACAGCAGCAGCUGCCCGCUAAGAGCGCUGCCUGCAGCGGGCGGGAAGAGGCUGUUCGUCUGCCACCUGAACCGACCCCAGAUGUUUGUCCAAAUGGACGUAAGAGUUCACCGAGAGGAAACGCUGAUCCACAGUCGCAGCCUUCUCAUCGAGCUUGUCUUUCUUCUGAACCCUCCGGCUAACGUGACGGUGAGCAGCAUGGGCCAGAAAGGGCAGCUGAAUGUCAGCUGGGUGGCUCCUCCUCUCAAGUACAUGGACGACAGCAUGAUGUACGAGGUCAGCUCCAACACGGCGGACAGCCACGUGGGGAAGGUCGCGAGGGUACGAGCCAGCUCAGAGUUGAUCCUGAGAGGCCUGCAGCCCAGCACCAAGUACAAGGUGCAGGUCCGCGUGAAGCUGGACGGGGUUAGCUACAACGGCUACUGGAGUGCCUGGAGUGACCCGGUGUUCAUGGAAACGCUGCCGGCAGAACUCAACCUACUCAUGGUGUCCCUGACCCUCAUCAGCUCUUUCAUCCUUAUUGCGGUGUCUCUCGCCAUGCUCCUCUCCCAACGGAGGUUUGUCAUAAAGAAGAUUUGGCCGGUUAUUCCGACUCCUGAGAGCAAGUUCCAAGGCCUCUUCAGCAUUUACGGUGGGGACUUUAAGGAGUGGUUAGGUCAGACCGACGGAGGCAUAUGGUUGACCCCAGAGUACUUCUACUCAGCAGAAUGCCCUUCUCCUCUGGAGGUCCUGUCGGAGCUCAGCCCUGGCCCCGCCCUGCCUUUCCCACCUCUGCCUCCCAAGGCCUCCAGGGCUCCGACCGCCGGUAUAAAGGAGGACAAGGAUGCAAUGAAUGGGGUGGAUGAGAGCGAUCCAGCCCUGACAGAGCGAUGGAGAGCCACACCGCACGACCACUGGUUGAUGGACCGCUUAAGGGCGCUCCACCAGAACCAGGAGUCCUCUCUGCUAGAGUCCCAAGACGCCUACGUCACCCUCAGUUGCAACAACCACGGGGAAGAGGGCCACCCGGACGACGCUCUCGAGGAGGCCUCGCCACUCGAGGAGGCCUCGCCACUCGAGGUGUUGUUCGCCUCCGGCAAGACGGCGUUGUGCGAAUCUCACUCCGACCUGGGAUCCGCACUGCGGAGCUCCGGGUCGGGUGGCCUUUCAUCACAGUGCAGCUUUGAGUACCCGAACCACCGCGCCUGGAGGCCCAAAGGCCCCGGGUACACCUACAUGGCGGUGGCGGACUCCGGGGUCUCCAUGGAUUACAGCCCCAUGAGCCGAGGAGACGACAUUGGAAACGUGAUCAUCUACGCCAAUGAGUACAAGAACGAGAUCCCGGGUCUCAGAAGACCCUUCCUGUCGAGGCAGCAUCCAGACGGCUGAGGGAGUAAAGCUGGAUGGGCUGCACAUGGACUGAGCCUCCAAGCGGGCUCAGGGAAGGGUUUUUGGAUAUUCACCCAAAGUUACAUAGCCUCUCGACAACUGUUAAGAAAGGUGGACCGAGGAUCUGGGGGCACACUGACACCGAAGUGUGAGCUAAAGGACUUGGGGAGGAAGAGUCCGCUGGAUGUACCAGACUGUACAUCAUUUCUACUUUAUCCAAACCACAGCUGUGGUUUACAGCAGAUACUGCUAUUCAGUGAAAAAGUCUGCAUGCUGAUAUGUAGGUAUCUUAUCCUGGAGAUCAGAGCAGAUUUAUAAAAAAACAACUAUAUAAUAAUUCACCAAAUUUAAGUUGAGGGAGUGUUUUCAUAGUGGUUUAUUCAAAUUUGAGCUGAGUGUAUUUUUAAAGCCUACAUGACAGAAUGGCUAUCGGGUUUACUCCAGUUGGACUCACAUUUGCUUAAAAUAUUUUAAUACAUGAUACAAUAUAUUUUUGAGCAGUUUCGAGAGAUGUACUUCUUCAGUUAAACAGUGGGCUGGAGGUUAAAGAUAAUUAUGAUAAAUCCAAUGAUUUUCUAAAACUAAAUUAUGAAACUGUUCUUAGAUAGUAAGUCAAAAGUAGGAUUUUUUUAAAGUCACAACUAUGACAUAAUAAGAAGAGCCGGACCGAUAAAUUGCCACAGUCGAUGCAUCAGCAUCUAGGUUUGAUGCAUUUAAACACAGUCGCAGUCGGCUGACAUUUUCUUUUUGUGUUUGACAACCAAUGUUUUAUUUUAUUUUUUAAAACUUUUUAUUUAUAGAUUUUUUUUCAAGUAACAAAGAACGCAACAAAACAUUGUAAAUGACAAAAAAUAAGAUUAAAAUAAAUAAAUAGAAAAAGGAAAAAAUGUUUUAUAGAUUUUUUUCUUCUUUUUACCCAUGUCAAAUGUUGAGAUGGAAGAAGUUAUAAUUAUGAAAUGAUAAGUUGCAAUUUUUACCUCAAUUGAAAUUAUGUGAUCAUAGGUCAAUAUUUGUAACUCCUUGUGAAGGUCUCAAAACUAUGAUCUCGCGUCUCACAAUUAUGCCUCAAAAGUCAAAACGUUGACUCAUCUCAGUUAUUGGAGCUCAAACUAGUAGUUGAUUAAGGAGUUAAUUGAUCUGCAGAAAAUAAAUCUAUUUUGAAAGUUGAAAGUAGUUUUUCAUGCAAAAAUGACCACGUUCCGACAUAAUCCUGGUUAGUCAAUUUAUGGAUAUAACUGGACAAAUUUGGAUUGAUUAGACUUCAUCACCUCAUAAAUAUGACUUAGCUUCCCACAAUGUUGACCAGAUAUUUUUAUUCCUGAAACUAGAAUAGCCAGUCUCAGACUUUAAAAUACGUAUAAAAUUGAAAUGAAACAGCUUUCGUAUAUAUCAAAAUAAAUAACAUCAAUGUCAUUUUCCAAAUUGGAAGAAACUCACUGUAUUUGUAAAUAGUAUUAUGGUGAUUUGUGUUUUUAAAUCAGAGUAUUCUGGAUCAAACGUAUAAAGUAUAAUUAGUACUACUGUAGACCACAUUCAUUCUCAUGUAACUAUAGUGGUUAGUCUUGUAAUAUUCAAGUUGAGUGUUUUCAACUCACUGCUGCCACCUAGAGGGCAGGAGCGUGUACAACACGUGUAGUCUGUUCAAAUCAAACUUCCAACAGGUGUUUUUGUGCUCAUGUGGCUUCAGAAAAACAUCUUGCAUCUUGACUUCUUCUUUGGACAAGAAUGCAUCUGCUUUGCAAAGCUUAAAACCUACAACCAGCUGUCUCUCACAACAUGUGACAUGCUUUUCAUAACAGUAAUUAAUGACUUAUCAAAGAUGAUAAAUUACACUUUUUAGUAAUCAUUGCUUUACAUAUAUUACUCUGGAUUUGAACUAUCAGUAGUUUAAUUAGAAGUGUGGUAAUAUUUUGUUCCGUGUUUAAUGUGCUAUUGUUCAUUUUUUUUAAAUGAAGUGUCUUUCGAUUUGUACAGUACUUUAACUGUGAUAUCAGCCACUUCGGUCCGAUGUCUCACACACGCCGAUCGCUCUGAUGUUGUAAAUGAGUGGUUCUCAACCCGAGGGACAGCACACUGCUGAGGGGUCACAAGAUGAUUAAGGGGAUAAUAAAAAAAAUUAUAAUUAAAAUAA
Cyclopterus lumpus (lumpfish) is the source of this 4178-nucleotide messenger RNA. It is a transcript of the gene epor, whose product is annotated as erythropoietin receptor. Gene Ontology annotation, cellular component: membrane; external side of plasma membrane. Bases 443 to 2047 code for a protein of 534 amino acids. The transcript has 8 exons. Gene Ontology annotation, molecular function: protein binding; cytokine receptor activity. Gene Ontology annotation, biological process: hemopoiesis; cytokine-mediated signaling pathway; positive regulation of cell population proliferation. NCBI's taxonomy places the organism in Eukaryota, Metazoa, Chordata, Actinopteri, Perciformes, Cyclopteridae. The record is from RefSeq and is a predicted model, not a curated record.